Molecule: messenger RNA, 3803 nt
Organism: Oncorhynchus gorbuscha (pink salmon)
Lineage: Eukaryota; Metazoa; Chordata; Actinopteri; Salmoniformes; Salmonidae
Exons: 8
Coding region: 1660-2766 (368 amino acids)
Biological process (GO): telomere capping; regulation of telomere maintenance via telomere lengthening
Cellular component (GO): shelterin complex
Molecular function (GO): telomeric repeat DNA binding
Source: RefSeq, a predicted model, not a curated record
AUGUCCAGGGUUCAAAUCCUUGUCUUCUAAUCUUGUAUUGGGUUAUUGAGAUAUACAAUAACUCAACAAAUCUUGUUCAAGAUACAAAAUCGUGUGUGGACAGACAAGAUUGUAGCUUAAUCUGAUCCUGUCAGUUCCUAAUUUCUUCACAUUGGGUAAUAAUGAAUGAGUCGGCUAUGUCUUAAUAUUAUUGCUGCAGGUCAACAAAAUGACUUCUUGCAGUCCAAAAGUUCAAAUAUUGUCUUUUCAUAUUUUGAGAUGAAAUGUGCUACAAUAGUAACAAACACAAGAAAGGGCAAAUGUUCAACACUGGUCUAAAUGUACUAAUUAAGCAUUUCAUAUAACAUCAGCUUAUUACAAUGUUGCCAUAGACGUGGCAAAGUCAUUUCUCUCAGAUGUUUGUGGGGAAAAGGAAGUAGAUCAUGUCAUUCUCAUCCACGACAGCUCCGACAUAGAGAGCAGUAGCAAUGGUGCAUUUUUGUAGGCACUAAUUCAGCCAUGGUUCGUUGGACGAAGCUUGUGGGGAAAUUAGUGGAAUUUUUGCAGGGUUUUUGGAUAAACUGCAAAAAUUUGUUCUGCGGUAAUCACAGGUUUGGGAGAUCUUAUACGUUUUGUUCUAUGAGAUCAUCUUCAUCAGCUAAAGUCACUUUUUGUGAAUGUUUAAGUAUUUAUGUAAUUUCAAAAAGUACAGAGCACAUAAAGGCUUCAUAAUUCAUUAAGGUCAUGUUAAAUGACUGAUGUUAUCUCAUAGAAUAAAACAUUCAAGAUCUCCUAAGCCUGUGUUAACCUCUGACCUUAUUUUUGGCGUUUAUCCCAAAACCCUAUUCUUUCCCCAUCCAUUUUCCCCAUGGGAAUGGCUGAACGUAUGAGAGUUAACUCAUUUUCGGCUUUUAGUUGGCGAGCUCUAUUAUCAUCCCUAUGAAUUAAUGUUGAUGGUUAAGAGGCAGCUCCCCAGAAAACUGCAGAUGACUUUGACCUCCAUCUGACAAGGCAAGUACGCAGGACAAGCCUUUUCCACAAUGAUGAGAGCUCAAAUAUUCUUUAUUAGAUGGCAGGACAGUAACAGCAAUUUUGUUGACAUUUGAAACAAAAAUAUGAACCAUUUAAUAAUAUUUCAUUCAUUUUAAUGACAGAAGUGGAGCUGUCUCUCCGUCAGGGUUUUGACUAGGUGGUAUACAGGAUGUUUUUUGUAGCAGGUUAGGAGAAUUAGGCUAUUUUGGUGGGAAAUAUUAUAAACCCUCAAUUAAACUAAAUGAUAUAUUGCAAUUACUAAAUACAAAGAGAAUAAUAUUUUGUGGUAUGCAUCUUUCUUUUUUAAAAGGAGGACCUUUAUUCUGAAGGAUUGUUUUUAAACAUCACCCGGAAGUACAGUACUUCGUCGAGGUCAAUGAUUUGUUUGUUGUUCGUCAAAGCACAGAUAGAUGAGUAGAACAUCUUUGGUAAAAGUAAUGGGAUGUGCAAAUCUAUAGAAAACUGGUUUAGUUUGCUAGCUAACUAAUAUAGUAUUAGCUAGCUUGCAUAAAGAUAUCAACCUUUUUAGCUACGUUGUAAACCCUCAGUGUAUAUUCUAGGCUUGGUCACUCCUAACAUUAGCAUCAAACUCUUUAGGUAGCUAACAGUAGCUUGUUUCAGUGGCUUCUUUUUCUUUGCAAACUAGCUAUGGAUAUCAUUAUUGAUCCAGCAUCAGAACAAGAUCUCCCCCUGUUCUCCCUGCGUCUCCUGGUUCCACCUCUACGACUGAUGUCAGCUUUCAUGUGGCAAGUGGCUCAAGAGCGUAAUGUGAUGCAGUAUGGGAAGCUGGAGGAGUUUGUGACUUUGGUGACAGAGAUGGUUCCAGAGCUGCUGAACUCCAGGCAGAGGACACAACUCAUCCUGGGACUGAGAGCAAGGAUGGUUUUAGAGUUGUGUUGCAGUGCGGGCAGAGUUGACCUCCUGACCAUCCAGGCCCACCUGGACAUAAUCCACACGUUGACAGAAAAAUCCUUACACAAAGAGAGUCAUGGUGAUGAAUUGGAGGCUUCCGAUUCUAACUUUGUGGAGCUAGUCCAAACACUGCUGGGAGACCCUUCUGAGAGGGAGCAUUUCUUCCAGGAGGUGUUCCCAGUCCACUAUGGCCCUCGGUAUGACACAGCGCUGCAGACACUGGUGUGGGAGUUCCUCUCCAGACUGGAGGAGCUGCUGCCUGUACCAGACCUCACGCAGACAACAGCAUGGCUCAGUGCUGCCCCCUCUGUCCUGGAGGAAUGUGGAAAGACUGUCUUUGACCCUGAACAACUGAAGACAGUGCUGCAGCACCAUCAGCGUCGUGGAAACCUGAACAAGAGUCAUGUCCCUAAAUACACUGCAGAUACCAUCCUGUCCACACUGUCCAUCCCUCCAAAAAUGGGAGUUGUUAUUAACUACGAGCCAGACAACUCUGACAAUGUGAGGCCAUACUCAGAUGACAAUGAAUGCAUAGAUAAGGGGGUAGAGGUCAGUGAAUAUGAAGACCACAAUGAAAUCCUGGAUGAAGACACUGAUAGAUGUUUGGAGGAUCUAGGGCUGUCUACAUCAGAGGAACAGGAGGGUCUGUCACCUGCAGAGACCUCAGUGUUGGUUACUCCAGUACCCUGUGAUGAAUUGGACUUGGAUCAUUCUCUCAACGUAAUGGUGAAUGCUGAUGAGCCAUCCCAGGUUCUUACCUGCACUCUGCCUCCAUUCGCUCACAGUGAAAUGGCCAACCUCUGCAAGGACCGACCAAGUAGAAAAGGACAGAAAGCAGGUUGACAAGAAAGAAGAGGUGGUCAGAAAGGGGGACAAAAAGAGGGUGAUCAAACCGGUUGACAAGAAAAAAAAGGUGGUCAGAAAGGGAGACAGAAAGAGGGUGAUCAAACUUGUUGACAAGAAAAAACAUGUGGUCAAAAAGAGGUUGAUCAAACCGGUUGACACGAAAAAAGAGGGAUCCCCUGCACCCCAGAACAGGACUCAUACAUGUGAGUGUGGGAAGGUUUUCAAAAAACCAUCACUGUUGACGCUACAUAUGGGAGUUCACACGAUGCCAUAUCAUUGUGACCAGUGUCCCAAACGAUAUGCUACUCCUGGGGCACUGAAAAAACACCAGCUACUUCACACAGAAGAAAGACCAUUCGCAUGUGAACACUGUGACCGGAAGUACAGGAGUGCUUAUGAUCUCAAAGUGCACGUACGCAUUCACUCUGGGGAGCGCCGUCACAUGUGUACUGUCUGUGGUAAGAGGUUUACCCAGCAGUGUGCACUAGUGAGACACACGCGAAUGCAUGCUGGGGAGAAGAAUUAUUUAUGUAGCAUAUGUGGUAAGGCAUUCCUUACCUCAGGAGAACUGCGGUUGCAUACACGAACGCACACAGGAGAAAACCCCCACACCUGUAAACAUUGUGGAAAGGGUUUCAAAGUAUCUUGCCAUCUUAUGGUUCAUCUGCGAUCUCACACAGGCGAGCGUCCUUACGCCUGCACCCAAUGCCCCAAAUCUUUCACAACCUCAGACUCUCUUAGAACGCACAUAUAUACACACACUGGGGAGAAACCUCACCGGUGCUCAGAGUGUGGGAAAACAUUUACUCAAAGGGGUAAUAUGGUAAAUCAUAUGAGAAGAGUUCAUCGACCGGUUAAGAUUCUCCAAAAGUACUCGCAACACAGACAAAGUCUCGUAAAAAAAAUAACUAUGUAGGAGUUAACUCCAAUGUAAAUACUAGCAGUAUACACGUGAUUUUACAUGUCCUCUUUUGUAUAUCAGAUUAUCAUACCAAAACAUGUUUUUCAAUAAACUUCUUCUGAUUUUUCAUGUC